UAGAGGAACGAUACCGGCCGCGUCUCCUCGCUGUGAAAAUACCUCUGCGGUAUAAUUAUUUAUUUACCGGAAGUCAGUGACCAGUCAGUGAAGCUGCCACAAAUUAGCAAGGUUUAAUUCCCGAUUCAUUGUGAUUUUAUUUACCAUUCAGACGAAGUGGCGCGCUGAUCUAACUCGCGAAUAAGCGAAUCGCUAGCUGAAACCGCGCUAGUGCGAUGACGUUAACGAGCAGAACCGUCAGUCGACGGGAAUCCCCCGGCAGGCGGAUUUCGCCGCUUGAUCAACUGCCUCGUAACCUGGUUACAGUCGGAUUAAUUUUCACCACCGUGCUCUUCGAAAUGAGCGUAUCGAUGCCUUCGGCGACAGUGUCCAGGUCCUUCGACAAGCACGACGAAUACGUCCUUCCGAGAACAGAACACCGUUGGCAAUUGCUGAGCGAAAUAAAUGCAGAGACGAAUCGAGACACCGGACGUGACGGAUCAUCGACCGGCGAUAUAGUUUUUCCCGACGACGAAUCGUCGCCUGUGCUAAAAACUUUCAAACCUGGACCAGAUCCUGCAUGCAGAGAUGAAACAUUCUGCGAGAAGACGGAUUCCUACCCAGAGAACUACGUCAGCAACUUGAUAAAGCGGCAAAACGAUCUCAAGUAUCUUGCCGUAGUAGACAUGGUCGACGAUAUCGCCGAGAGAUUCAACAGAGACGACAGCACUGCUCUUUGCGUUACGACGGAGCGGCUCAUCUUCCCCACGGCUGCUCAGAACAAGGAUAACAAUUGGCUGUUCAUUGUGAACCAGGAAGGCUUUAGACAGGGAGUUCGGAUCGAGACAUGCCGAUCGCCCGAGGGAGAAUGUUCGGUAAUCGGUGGAUUCGCGACCGGAUACAAGACGAUGUGCAAGCAGAAAUACAUCUACCGGCAACUGGCUGCGAUUAGUGAAAACGGCACGGCGAUUCGGGACUUGUUCAAGCUUCCUUCGAGUUGCUGUUGUCACGUAAAAUUGGAAUCCCCUUACGCCAGGAUGAGGAUCGAGACCCAGUUUAAUCCGACGUAAAACCGAUUACCUACUGCAGUACCGACGUGGAAAAAUUCUGGUCGAUAAUCAGUGGACGAUACUAGCAAAUUAACGAGCCAUUCGUGAAGAUAAUGGCUUCGCAGAUUUUCACCCGUACUAAGGAUAAAUUAUAAGUCGGAGUUAGGAUUUCUCGGUGAAAUUAUAGGUAAUUGGUAAGGAAGUUCGUUGGAAA
Molecule: messenger RNA, 1242 nt
Organism: Diprion similis
Lineage: Eukaryota; Metazoa; Arthropoda; Insecta; Hymenoptera; Diprionidae
Gene: spz
Product: protein spaetzle
Exons: 6
Coding region: 216-1049 (277 amino acids)
Biological process (GO): innate immune response; central nervous system formation; regulation of Toll signaling pathway
Cellular component (GO): extracellular region
Molecular function (GO): growth factor activity; Toll binding
Source: RefSeq, a predicted model, not a curated record